CCGCCGCACAGAAAGGAGGCAAGGUCUGACAAUCUGUGUGUCUAAAAUUAAUAAGCCUAGUUCGACAGGACAUGUUGAGAACAUACAGUCGGACUUUGGGAUGUUUUAUGGUCUCGGAAACGAAGGAAUUUUCUUUUUGUCCACCUCUAUGUAGGACGUGGCGACUGCACUGAAGUAAAAUUGCCGCAAAAAACGUGCAUUUUUCAUUACUAUUACGCGCAACAACAACAACACCAACCUGGACUACUCCUUUGAAACAGGAAUGGUUUAUCCUCCCGAAGGGUUAUUCUACAUCGAGAUGGAUCAAGCACCACCAGCUCUCCCUCCCAGGUCAACAAAGCCAGUGUCCUCCACAAUGAACAACAACUGCCUUGCACCACCUACGUAUAUGCUACAGGACGCUGAAUGGUACUGGGGGGACAUAACCAGGGAUGAGGUGAACGACAAACUCCGAGACACACCUGACGGCUCCUUUCUGGUACGUGACGCAUCCACAAAGCUGCAAGGAGACUUUACGCUGACAUUAAGGAAAGACGGGCACAACAAGCUCAUCAAGAUUUACCACCGUGACGGGAAGUACGGGUUCUCGGACCCCCUCACAUUCACUUCAGUGGUGGAGCUAAUAUGGCACUAUCAGCACCAUCCGUUGGUGGAAUACAACGCCACACUGGACCUGAUGCUCACACAUCCUGUGUCCCGCUUCCAGCAGGUGAAAGAGGACAGUGUUGAUGUCGCUGGAAGAAAGCUCAAAGAAGUUCACUGUCAGUAUCAGGAGAAGUCGAAGGAGUUUGAUCGUCUCUAUGAAGCGUUCACAAAGACAUCACAGGAGAUCCAGAUGAAACGAACAGCAAUUGAGGCCUUUAAUGAGACGAUGCUGAUCUUCGAGGAGCAGUGUCGUGAGCAGGAGCGUUAUGGAGAGGAGUUUGAAAUGAACAAUCAGUCCGAAGGAGUCGACAAAGACCUGGAGAGCUUUCUGAUAAAUUAUGAGAAGCUGAAGUGUCGUCUCGGGGAGAUCUACGACAGCAAAAUCCACCUGGAAGAAGACUUGAGAACGCAGGUGGAGGACUACAGAGAGACAGACAGGAAGAUAAACAGCUUGCGGCCGGACCUCAUCCAGCUACGCAACAUCAGAGACCUGUACCUCAACUGGCUUAAUCACAAAGGCGUACGGCAGAAACGCAUAAAUGACUGGCUGGGGAUACUGAGUGACAGCCUCGACGACACAUAUGUGUUAAAGGGUGAUGAGAAGAAUUUGCCACAUCAGGAUGAGACAAACUGGUUUGUUGGUGAACUGAGCCGGACGCAGGCCGAGGAGAUGCUUCAAGGCAAAGCUCCUGGAACAUUCCUGAUCCGCGAGAGCAGCAAACAGGGAUGCUACGCCUGCUCUGUUGUUGUCAAUGAAGAAGUGAAGCAUUGUAUGAUCUACAGCACACCACACGGAUACGGCUUUGCUGAGCCAUAUGACGCCCACUGCUCACUCAAAGACCUUGUCCUGCACUAUCGCCUGCACUCCUUAGCGCAACACAAUGACGCCCUGGAUGUUCGGCUGUCGCAUCCAGUACACGCCAAAGCCGCAGCCACGCCUUCUCAACACGCAGAGGAACACAAACUCUUACAGACUCCAAAACACACAGCGGGGCUCCCGCCAGCCGCUCCAGAAAUGUAACCCAACGGAAAGAGACAAAAGGACAUGUUUACUGUAUCCUGCAAGAACGACUGCAUCAAGGUGCAUUGUGUAAAGUUUUGCACUACAGUGAUUCCAUCGGUAUUUGUGAAUGGGAUUUCACAGAUUGAAGUGGGACUGGAACUUGAAUGUCAGCUUUUUUUUUUUUUUUUUUCUAUUUUUUUUUCAAAGAGACUGUUUAAGAUUUUAUUAUUUUUUUGUACUUCAUUUAUUUCCGUUUGUUUAAUGGACACCUUUUUGGUGGGGAUGUUGACAACCAGAGAAUUGCUCACUGGCAUCAUCAGAUGCUGCACCUUUGUUUGGCUUCGACUUUUACAACCAGAGUUGAUGUUAUAAGCGAUGUCCAUUUCCCCAAGUUAAAAUGUAUUGCGUUCUGAAAAUUUGACCAAUAGUUUAGAAAUGUAUUUGGUUUCUAUGGAGUUAUUUUUGUGCCUCAUUCAUGAGCGUGUGAUGGCACACUUUGAACACAAUUUUUAAAAAUUUUUUUGCAAGCACAUAAAUUAUAUUUAGUAGAGAAAUUAUUCAUCAUGCAAAGUAAAUUUUAAUUUGAGCUUGAAAAAAAUCCUUUUGUCCUCAAUAAAUUCAUUAACUAUAUAUAACAUAAUCACACAACAAUAACCUUUUUACUCAGAUUUCACAUUUGCCCUCUCAAUGUAUAAAAUUAAAUCAAUCCAACAUGGUUGUGUUGGGCAGAGGGUACAAAGUCUCAUUUUAUAAGAAUGUUAUGAGACUUUGUUUUUAAUAACAAGUCCAUUAUGUCAGCUAGUGUUAAAAAUAUUAGAGUCAAUUCAGGGCUCUACGCUUACAAUGCCACGGCCGUAAAGUUGACAAUCCCCAAGGAAGCCAUUAUGGAUGUAUAUAGAGAACUGGAUACAGCGUCCGAGGAAAGGCUCCGUUCAUUCCCAUGAAAGCUGCUCAGUGUUGCAUAUAGCCGAAACAGUUCGACUUCCAGGGUAUAAAAUACCUGCAUCUUGCGCAUCAUGAAGUUAAUAGUGUAAGCACACUAGAGAACUAAAGAGCUGAGCCGCUAACUUUAGGGUUAGCCCUCCAAUAACGUGAAUGGUGAAAAAAUUAUUUUAUUGUGCGGCUCUUAAAGAGUUUCGAAAAUGCAGUCAGACUGAAUAAAUCAAAUUCUGAUAGCACAAACAAGUAAUUUUUAUUUUUGAAAAAAAGUGUACCCAAUGAUUCACAGACAAGUCUUUCAUUAUGUAUGUCUAUGGGAAGUCUUUUUGAGCCCAAUGACAUCAUGUGACCGACUCGGAUAUUAAAAUUCAACCAUCCACCUAUGAAAAUUGGCUUCAAAUCUAACAAGACAGCUGGGCUGCAAGAUAAUUAAGUAUAUACUAACUAAUUAAGGUUAAUAAAACCAGGCAUGUCAUCAAAACUGUAAUGACUACUUUUAUGGGGCUGCGGAGCUGCUUAUCAUUGUUUGAGUGCUUCCCCACACUCCUAGUAUUCCAUAAUACUACUAACAGUCAGAUUGGCUCAAUAGCCAAUCAAAAAAAUAUGUAUACCAGUUUUCAGAUUGGCACCCUGUCAAGUUGAGUGCACAGACAAACCCUUGAGCGCAGAAAACAGAGAUGUUGACAGUAAGAAAAAAAAUUAAACUAGUUCAAUCACAAAGAGCACUGACCGGUAAAUGACUAAAACUGAGGUGCACUUAUGUGGAUAACAGGAAAAAUUAUGGAACAUUAAAUAGAUUUUUUUUCACUCAAACUACAUAUAUAUUUGUUGCAUGAUAUUAAUUUCUCUAAAAUUUAUUUUUUAUGUGAUUGUAAAAUAAUUUUUCUUCUGUGCUCAAAAUGUGCGUGCCAUGCUUAGGAAUGAAAUGAAAGAAAUACUUUGCUACUACUUAGUGCAUUUGCGAGGGGGAAAAUGGUGCUGUAAACAGGCUCUUUCCGUCAUACUGGUUUGGUGGACCAAACCAUUUUUUUGGGUAAAUGCCACGUGUGAAUAUGUGAAAAGUCGUGGUGCAUCUUGACAAUUUGCCCCUUUCUUAACAGACAUUCAUAUACAGUGGAUAAUUAUGUAGCAUUAACAUCCUGUAGAAUACCAUUGUAAGAGCAUACUCAAUGUUAUACCCAUUGACCAAAGCACUUAAUAGUGAGCAAAACCACAUCCCUGUUACGUCCGGUAAUUGCAUUUGGGCAAGGGGAGGGCAAUUUAUGUACACCUGCUGAUGUGCUGAUCAAAACAUAAUCUGAAGUACUGUAUGUUAUAUUCUGUUACUCAAAGAAGUAUAAGCUUUUUGUAUUCUAUAUAUAUUUUUUCUAUAAACAUGCCACAAGAUGAAAGCUUGAAGAAAGUGCAAUCCAACAGUAUUUCUAUUGUUGCAAUGUAUGACGAUGAUGAUGGCGGUGAAGGUAAUGCUGUUAUGAGAGGUUGACAUUUGCCACAAAAAUGCACUCUCUUUGGUGGUGUCGGUAUGAUGUGGCCUCCGAUGUUUGUGUGAACUGCCAGAGGUCCGGAAGUAUCCUGCCUCCAUUACUUGAACUGUGGCAUUGCUCGAGCUAUGAAUGUUUUUCAUGACAUGCAGCCUACAUAGCUUAAGAGGAAAGGAAUCCAUGUUGAACUUGGCACAUUUUUCAAGUUUGAGGACAAUAGAUACUCUGUACAGAGAAACUGUAAAAUGUAUUUCUGAGGUUGGUUUAUGGAAGGAGGGUGAUUCAGCCUCUUAUAAAAAUAUAACUCCUCUGGGGGAUUGAGAAAACUCCUCGGGUGAAGCUAAGCAAUGUGAGAUCCUGACCUUUUUCUUGCUGAAAGACAAUAAACUGAUGAGGGUUUUGUCAACUUA
This is a messenger RNA of Plectropomus leopardus (leopard coralgrouper), 4478 nucleotides long. RefSeq names its product phosphatidylinositol 3-kinase regulatory subunit gamma-like. Gene Ontology annotation, molecular function: 1-phosphatidylinositol-3-kinase regulator activity. NCBI's taxonomy places the organism in Eukaryota, Metazoa, Chordata, Actinopteri, Perciformes, Serranidae. Gene Ontology annotation, biological process: insulin receptor signaling pathway; phosphatidylinositol phosphate biosynthetic process. The record is from RefSeq and is a predicted model, not a curated record. Gene Ontology annotation, cellular component: phosphatidylinositol 3-kinase complex.